Protopterus annectens (West African lungfish) is the source of this 2464-nucleotide messenger RNA. It is a transcript of the gene SIRT7, whose product is annotated as sirtuin 7. The transcript is spliced from 10 exons. Lineage: Eukaryota; Metazoa; Chordata; Ceratodontiformes; Protopteridae. Bases 563 to 1804 code for a protein of 413 amino acids. Gene Ontology annotation, molecular function: NAD+ binding. The record is from RefSeq and is a predicted model, not a curated record.
CUUUUUAUGGCUUUGUCCAGAUUUCUUGUUGUGAGAGGCAUACUCCACGAUUUGCCAGUAAACCACUCAUUUUAUGAGGAUUAACCGACAAAAAUAUGAUGCAAAAUUCUGAACAGUGGAGAGUUAUGGGACCUCUCUGAAAACCCGGGACACUGGGAGACUUGGUGACUGCAAUCCUCAGUGAGUUGUAAAAAUACCACAGUUAUUAUGAGAACUACACCAAAAAAAAUAUGAAGAACUCCUUGGUCUUUCGACCAGCGUAUGGUACUGUCAGCUCGCAGUAGCGUCAUAUUCGUAUAUCAUUCCUCCGACCAAGCUAUGUCGCUGUGAAAUCUAGCCGCGUGUUUGUAUUAUCAGCAUCCAAUAUCAGCACUUGGUGGACCGAUUGACCAGCAGAUGGCGAGGGGGAGCGUUACAUGUUCAGUGGGAAUCAAGUAGUUAAUCAGUCCGUCCACCGAGGUGUGGUGCUAUACCACAUUCCAGUGAUGUUUGUGGCAUAAACACAAUGAUCAUAAGUUAAAACUCAUUGGAGUAGUGCUGAUUGUCAAGAAACAGGGUAAUAAUGGCGACUGAUGAAAGUGCUACAACGGAUAUAUCUAGCAGAGCUGAGAUGAAGGCCCGUCAGCGUUUACUGUUACUGCAGCAAGAGGAGCGACGUGCCCUCGUUCGGCUGGUGUCAAAGAUUCUAAACAAGCCUGUGGAGCAGUGUAGCCCAGAUGAACUUGCUGUCAUGGAUCAAAAUGAAGACAUUGUGUGUGAACUUAGAAGUCGUAAAAAGAAAAAUGAGCAGUUGAAGAGAAAGUUAAAAGAGGUCACAGAUGAUCCUGAGGAUGUGAAAACAAAAGCCAAGUUACUGGCUUGUGCUAUACGUGAAGCCAGUUAUGUGGUCAUCUACACUGGAGCUGGUAUUAGCACAGCAGCCUCAAUUCCUGACUACAGAGGGCCAAAUGGUGUGUGGACAAUGCUGCAGAAGGGACAAAGCAUCAGGUCCACAGACCUAAGUGAAGCAGAACCAACAUUUACCCACAUGGCAAUUGCAAAGCUGCACCAGGAAAAGUUGGUGCAACAUGUAGUCUCUCAGAACUGUGAUGGCCUACAUUUACGCAGUGGGCUCCCAAGACAUGCAUUGUCAGAACUUCAUGGAAACAUGUACAUAGAGGUUUGCACAUCGUGUUCUCCAAAUGUGGAGUAUAUACGUCUGUUUGAUGUGACAGAGAAGACAUCUUUACAUAGGCAUAACACUAGUAGGAAGUGCCACAAGUGUCAGAAUGGUCUGAGAGACACAAUUGUCCACUUUGGAGAGAGAGGUACACUGGAGCAGCCGCUGAAUUGGAAAGGUGCUGCUGAGGCAGCAGCAAAAGCAGAUGUUAUCCUUUGUCUGGGUUCCAGCCUCAAGGUCCUAAAGAAAUACCCAUGUCUUUGGAAUAUGAACAGACCUCCAUGCAGACGGCCUAAGCUGUAUAUAGUCAAUCUACAGUGGACACCAAAGGAUGAUUUUGCUUGUCUGAAGAUCCAUGGCAAAUGUGAUGAUGUGAUGCAGCUUGUCAUGGAAGACCUCUUUUUGGAUGUUCCACAGUAUGACAAGUGCAAGGAUCCCAUAUUUAAACUGGCUGUGCCCCUCACAGAGAAUGAACUGAGCAGUCAUAGCCGGAAGUGGAUUGUACCAUCAGAGGGAAUCAACCUUCCUGAAAAUAAAUGGCUACAGGACACAUUAGAGGCAGAUCCUGGAGAGGCCUCUUCAUCAGGUGGAUGGUUUGGUAGAGGAUGUUCCAAAGGCCAAAAGAAGAAAAAGAAACUAACAUAAAAGUGAAACAUUUUGACUUUAAUGGAACAUUUUUAGAAACUUUGCUUCUGCUGUUCUUAAAAUCAUUCCUUGAGGCCUGCACAUUUUUUGAUAUGUGUUGUCUUAAGCAGUAAUCCCAGUAAGCAGGGCUAGCUGAAGGCUUUAUUGCCUCAGAGUUGCUGCAUAUGCAUCUUAUUUAAAUGAUUUAACAGUUCAGUUAUACACUGUUAAAAAGAAAGAAAAGUCUUUCUGGAGUUGUGCUUCAAGGCAUGAGUUCAGGCAGCUAGAUAACUUAUAUAAGUACAAGACUCAGUCUGCUUACCUUUAGUGUUGUAUUUACCAGUCAUCUGGAGUUUCAUAUAAAUUAACAUUGGGUGAAAAUUUUUUACAUUGUUUUUAAGUAUUGAAAUGUAACUGUUUUUAAUAUUUACUGAUUAACUCACUAAUACCCCAAGUUUUUCCUUCACUUGAUUAACUUGCUGCAGUUGCAUACUGUUACAGGCAGCUGGCUGCUCUGUCUUCUUAUGUUUGCUCUCAUCUGUGAAAAUGCACUGCAUUUUAUUUAUUCACUUGGUAAUUAUUUUAUUUAGUAUAUUGGACUGAAGUGUCAUUAGGUCUUUGUGCUGAGAAUUCUGGUUUUACAUUUUUUGGCUUAUAAUGAAAUCAUUGUUUCAUAACUAA